Molecule: messenger RNA, 1410 nt
Organism: Trichosurus vulpecula (common brushtail)
Lineage: Eukaryota; Metazoa; Chordata; Mammalia; Diprotodontia; Phalangeridae
Gene: BMP3
Product: bone morphogenetic protein 3
Exons: 3
Coding region: 1-1410 (469 amino acids)
Biological process (GO): SMAD protein signal transduction; osteoblast differentiation; BMP signaling pathway
Cellular component (GO): extracellular region
Molecular function (GO): cytokine activity; growth factor activity
Source: RefSeq, a predicted model, not a curated record
AUGGCCGGACUCCGCUGCCUGCUCUGCCUGUGGUUCAGCUGGAGCUACGCGAGCGCGUGGCGCGGGGUGGCCCCCCAAAGGUCCCCCGAUGCGGUCCCGGGACCGCUGGUCCGAGGCACCGGCAGGAGCUCCACACUAGAGAGGGAGCCUCCGCACCAGGUGGCCGAGCAUAUGCUGCUCCUCUAUGACAAGUACCGCGGAGGUGGUCCUCCCAUGGCUGGGGCGCCCCGCAAGCCCAGGCACCCUCAGCAAGUACAGCUCCCGGAGGGCAACACGGUGCGCAGCUUCCGAGCUCGAGGAGCAGGGACCCUGGAAAACAAAGAACUAUAUGUUUUUAACCUGACUUCCCUAACCAAGUCUGAAAGUAUUUUGUCUGCAACCUUGCAUUUCUCCAUUGGAGAACUAUUAAACAUUAAUUCGAGCUGCAUAUCUCCCAGAGGUUGUUCUCAUCAUGGAUACAGGAAACAAAUACAGAUUACCCUGUCUGCCUGGAGCCUUGCACCAGAUGGAAAUCAAACUCAGUUCUUGGGCCAUAUCUUGGUAAAUAUAGCUAAACUUCAUAGAGAUAUGUUAGCCUGGCAAUCCAAAGACAUCACUCAAAUACUGACCAAAGCAAAAGAACAUGGUGAGUUUUUCAUAGGUAUCAAGAUCACUUUCGAGGGACACUCCCUUUCAAAGGGAAUGCUGACCAAUUCUGAGCCUUAUAUCUUAGUAUAUGCCAAUGAUUCAUCCAUUUCUGAAUCAGAAAGCGUGGUAUCAAGUCUCCAGGGACAUUGGAAUUUUCCCACCGGAGCCCUAGCCAAGCUGAACAACCACAUGAGGACAGCUCUGUCCAGGAAGCGGAGGAAGAAGCGCUCCAUAAGCAGCCCCUUGCUCCCCCUGCAGAACAAUGAGCUUCCAGGCACAGAAUAUCAGUAUAAGGAGAAUGGAGGCUGGGAGAAGAGGAAGCCUUAUAAGACCCUCCAGAUACAGCCAGCUGAGAAGAGCAAAAAUAAAAAGAAGCAGAGAAAGGGCCCACACCAGAAAAGUGAGACGCUGCAGUUUGAUGAGCAGACCUUGAAGAAGGCAAGGAGGAAACAAUGGAUUGAACCCCGUAAUUGUGCCAGGCGAUACCUCAAAGUGGAUUUUGCAGAUAUUGGUUGGAGUGAAUGGAUUAUCUCCCCAAAGUCCUUUGAUGCAUAUUAUUGUUCAGGAGCAUGCCAGUUCCCCAUGCCAAAGUCUCUGAAGCCAUCUAAUCACGCCACCAUCCAGAGUAUAGUGAGAGCUGUGGGUGUCAUCCCAGGGAUCCCUGAGCCCUGCUGUGUGCCAGAAAAGAUGUCUUCCCUCAGUAUCUUAUUCUUUGAUGAAAAUAAGAACGUGGUGCUAAAAGUGUAUCCCAACAUGACAGUGGAGUCUUGUGCUUGUAGAUAA